Messenger RNA from Amyelois transitella, 2703 nucleotides. RefSeq names its product snRNA-activating protein complex subunit 4 (gene Pbp95). The transcript has a single exon. NCBI's taxonomy places the organism in Eukaryota, Metazoa, Arthropoda, Insecta, Lepidoptera, Pyralidae. The coding region runs from base 206 to 2626 and encodes 806 amino acids. The record is from RefSeq and is a predicted model, not a curated record.
AUUGAUUGAUUUGUUGUAGGUACCUACACCCUACACCAUCAGAUUUGGGAUUUUGCGAAUUUUUUUAAUGAAAUAUUCUAUAAUUUGUGUGUUCAUUUCAUGAUACCUUCAUGUUCCUUAUCAUAUUAAGAUUGAUUCCUGUAGUAUAAAUCUCUGGUGUUCACUAAUUUUAUAGAUCAUUUAUCUUUCCAUAGUUUUUAACAUAAUGUCGGAUUUCGAAAUGGAUGUUGAUGAUGAAAUUGAUGAGGAUACGCAAACUCAAAUGAAAGAAUUGGAGCAGCUUCGAGCCGUUCUUCAAGCUGAUGAGCAAGACUCUACAGCUUAUUCUGAUAUGGCGAACACAGAGAGCUGCCCCUCCAUCACAAGCGGCCCUAUCGUUAACCAAAUGACUGAUGAUUUGUCCAAAAUUGAAAUGGCUAUAGCACUGAACAAAUUCACUGAUGAAAAACUUCACCAGUUAGAAAAAAUGUUAAUGUCCAGACUUUUAGAGUGUAAAGCAAAAUUGAGAUCUAUUCAGGCUUCUGAUAUUGCUGAUCCACAAGAAAGACCAAGUCAAUUCCGAUAUGUGUCUUGUGGCAAACCUUACUUUAAGGAUAAAAGUUUUUUUCCGGCUCCCCCUAAUGAUGACACUAUUCUGAUGAUGAAGUCUGAAAUGUAUGAUUUUUCUUCUAUACCAUCUAUUCCUGGUUGGACUGUGAAAGACAAAAGUGACUUUAUUCGUCAAAUUUUAAAAAUGUCGCAAAAUCUUCAAGUUAAGGAAUUGAAUUCUCAGAUAUCGCGCCUUCGGCGGCAUGCUAAGGCAAGCAGUAUUGGAGAUGAUGAUAUUGAUGAUGAAGUUGAUGAACUAAGAAAACAGAUUGAAGCUGUUAACAAGAAGAGUUUAAAAGAUUUAGCUUUGCCUGUAGAUCAGGAAUACGAUUGGGAGACUAUAGCCAAUAAGCUGAACCACAGACACAGUGCCCAUGAAUAUAGAUCUCUAUGGAAACUUUUCUUGCAUCCAUCUAUAAAUAAGAGCAGUUGGUCCAAAGUUGAGCAUAAUUUGUUACAAAAGCUUGCCUUUUCCCACAAAAUGCAGGACUGGGAUCAGAUAGCUAAAGAACUGAAUACUGGUAGGACAGGAUAUCAGUGUUUUGUGUACUACCGUACAAAUAUGAACAGUGACAUAGGACAAAAAUGGUCAAAAGAAGAAGAAGAAUACCUUAAAAGACUGGUGGAUUUUUACAAGGAGGAUAAUUAUAUACCAUGGGGAAGGGUAGCGGCUUCUAUGGAAAAUCGUACCAAAGUACAAAUUUACAACAAAUAUAUGAGAUUGGAAGAGCAAAGGAAAGGCAGGUUUAUACCAGAAGAAGAUGCUGUGAUCUUGACAGCUGUUGAUCAUUUUGGUAUAAAGAAUAACUUCAGAAAAAUACAACAAUAUCUGCCUGGAAGAUCUGUUGUACAACUAAGAAACCGUUACCAAGUUUUAUGCAAAAAUAGAGUAUCUACUGUGUGGUCAGUAAAAGAAGACAAGAAGCUAGUACAACUUUUGGCCAAUCAAGAUCAGAAUAUGUCGAAUUAUGCCACUGUCUGUGAAUUUUUCCCUGGAAAAGACAGGGCUCAACUAAGAGCUAGGCACAAGACAUUAUUGAAAUGGAUGAAGCGGUAUCCAAAUUUAGAUUUAUCAUUUGCCCCUCGCCGUGGUUCCCGUAGACUGGGGCAUGGGAAUGCUAUGAAAGACUUAAAUAAUGCUUUAGAAAAUUUAAAGAACAGGAUACAAAGUGAAGUUAAAGAAAAAAAAUCUAAAGUUGUCACUGCACAUAGUUCAGAACAGGAAAUUGAGGAUGCUAUUGUUGCCACUUUGGUAACUGAAGCUUUAAAAAGUGAUCAUUAUAAGCAUGAAACAAUUUACGAGGAGGAGGAUGAAGAGGAAGAGACUGAAGAGGUAUGUCCCUUCCCUACUUCCGACAGUUCCAAUACAACAAACAUUGAAAAACUCUUACUGCUGUUAAGGUGUAAGCUAAACAAGGAAAAAUUUACACAAAGUGCUGAUUUCAAAAAAUAUUUUGGUGAGGAUGCUGAUAAAAACUGUGUACCAGUGGUCAAAGUAAAAUGUUAUUCAAGAAAUAAAGAAUCAAAUUCAGUAAGAACAAUACAAUUAGGAAAUAACCCUGAUUUGUGGGGAAAUAAUAAAUUAGAUACAAUUGAAUAUGUUUUACCUCCACAUUUAGCUACAAUAACUGGCUGCAAAACUAUUAUGUCUUAUGUCAAAGACCAUGCUGAUCCAACAUUGAAUUUAUAUUAUCAAAACAACAGAAAGAAGUAUAGCGCUGAAUUUAAUGCUCUGAUGGAUAGAUUUAAUUUGUUAUUCUUAUGGCCUGUCCUUUUGUCAAAUGAAAACCCUGGUGAUCUUGCGCAGAUGAAUGCACCACAACCAUAUAUCUUUGAGCCAAAAGUAUUGCCAACAAUUAUACUUUGUCCUCAGCCUUCUAGUACCACUUCAGUCUUUUGUCGAUCAGCCAUUCCUACACCGCAGACAUCAAACUAUAGUUCCAAUAAUAUUGAUUUGCCAGAUGAUGAGGAUGAUAAAACAAAAGAAAAUGUGACAUUGCAGACUAAUUUUAAUAUUGAGUUUAAUGAAACAUAUUAAAGUGAAACUAGAUUCCUUGUUAAGUUUAAAUUAAGUAAGUGAAAUAAAACUGGGUAUAAAAAAAAAUACGUUUUUAA